ACACACAACACUCUUGUACUCUGUGUACGUUUGAGGGUGGGCGGGUUGUCUGGAGAUGGGAAGAGCACCCUGUUGCGAGAAAGUGGGAUUAAAGAAAGGGAGAUGGACAGCUGAAGAAGAUGAGACUCUGAUUAAGUACAUUCAAGCUAAUGGGGAAGGUUCAUGGAGAUCAUUACCCAAGAAUGCUGGUUUAUUGAGAUGUGGAAAAAGUUGCAGACUGAGAUGGAUCAACUACUUAAGAGCUGACUUAAAGAGAGGGAAUAUCACUGCCGAAGAAGAAGAUACCAUUAUUAAGCUACAUAGCUCCUUGGGAAACAAGUGGUCGUUGAUAGCUACGCAAUUGCCAGGAAGAACAGACAACGAGAUAAAGAACUACUGGAACUCCCGUCUGAGCAGGAGAAUCCUCACCCUCAGGAGACUCGGCAAUGAAGGCCUACCGCCGGUGGUCAUGGACAUAACCAAGUUAGGCAGCGGAUGUAUGCGAAGAGGGGGUCGUACGGCACGAUCCGCCAUGAAGAAGAAACCUAUCAAGAUCAUUAAUGGUUCUAAUUCCAUUAAUGCAACAGUGAUGAUGUCUUCGGCACAGAAGAAAACUGUGAAAUUAGUUGCUGACAGUGAAAGGGGAGUGCUGCAAAUUGCUUUCAGUAGAGAUCAAAAUCAAAAUCAAAGCAUGGGUAUGAGUAUGAACCCAUCAUGUGAAGCUGCUGGUGCUGGUGGGGUAGAGACUGAAUUACAGAGUUUUAAUGGGGCUUUAAUGGGAGCAGAGAAGGUUCCGGAUCCGGAUACAGAGAGCAUGUUGAUAAGCUUUGAUGAGGUGAUUAAUGGAGUAGAACAGGAGAGAGAAAGUCAUGAUGAGACAUUGACAUUAAUGGGAGGGAACAAAGGGACCACCACCGCCAUCAUUACCACCAGCGAGGAGAUGGAGAGUGGAAUUGCAAGUUCUAAUGGAGAGAGUAUUGGGGAUUGGUAUUGUUCGUCUUCCAGUAUAACCUGCUGUUUCGAUGAUCAGAAUUGGGCUGAUUGGGAUUGGAAUGCUGCUGCUGCUGCUGCAAGUGCUGCUGCAAGUGAUGAUGUUGCAGUUGCAGCAGAGGAAAUUCACAGCAGUAGCAGUGGGAUGAGUGGAUCAAUUUGGGCUAAAGAAGGAGAGGAGAUGUUGUCAUGGCUCUGGAAGGAUGAUGAUGAUGAUGCGUUGGGAGGAGCUGCAGGAACUAGUGUGGAAGACUGUGAGCAGCAGCAGCAGGCUUUGGCUGCUUGGCUUCUUUCUUGAUCCAUAUAAGAUGUCUUCCAUCUACUUCUGCUCCUC
This is a messenger RNA of Telopea speciosissima, 1303 nucleotides long. Its product is annotated as transcription factor MYB111-like. The record is from RefSeq and is a predicted model, not a curated record. Lineage: Eukaryota; Viridiplantae; Streptophyta; Magnoliopsida; Proteales; Proteaceae. Bases 56 to 1267 code for a protein of 403 amino acids. The transcript has 3 exons.